This is a messenger RNA of Gallus gallus (chicken), 866 nucleotides long. It is a transcript of the gene NUDT8, whose product is annotated as nudix hydrolase 8. Lineage: Eukaryota; Metazoa; Chordata; Aves; Galliformes; Phasianidae. Gene Ontology annotation, molecular function: coenzyme A diphosphatase activity. The record is from RefSeq and is a predicted model, not a curated record. The coding region runs from base 24 to 701 and encodes 225 amino acids. The transcript is spliced from 4 exons.
GUCCGUCCCGGCGCGGUGCGGCCAUGCGGGUGGGCAGCUGGGCGCGGGGGGCUCCGCACCGCGUGACGCUGUGCGGGGCCACGGAGCGGCGCUGCCGGCGGCUGCUGGCGGAAGGGGCGGCGGGGGGGGGCGCGGAGGCGGGGGCGGCCGUGCUGGUGCCGCUGUGCUCCGUGCGGGGCCGCCCCGCGCUGCUCUAUACGCUGCGCUGCAGCCGUCUGCGCGGGCCCUACGGCGGCGAUGUGAGCUUCCCCGGGGGGAAACGGGAGGCGGCGGACGGCGGAGCGGAGGGCACCGCGCUGCGAGAGGCGCGGGAGGAGUUGGGGCUGAAGCUGCGGGAGGAGAGCGUCUGGGGGCGGCUGCGAGGGCUGCCCGAGAGGCACGGGAUGCUGGUGGUCCCCGUGGUGGCCAACCUGGGACCCCUGGAGGACCUGACGCUGUCCCCAAACCCUGACGAGGUGGCAGAGGUCUUCACGCUGCCUCUGGAGCACCUCCUGCGGGAAGAGAACCAGGGCUAUACCCAUUUCCGUACUGCCGGUCGCUACGGAUACACUCUGCCCGUCUUCCUCAACGGCCCCCACCGCAUCUGGGGGCUGACAGCCAUCAUCACCGAGCUGACGCUGGAGCUGCUGGCACCCGACUUGUACUGCAGAAAGACCCACGUGCCUGGCCGCGGCAUCACCGCCCCCCAAAAAAGGGCUUGAGCUGCAUUUUGGAAGGAGCCCAGGCUCUGGGGGUGAGGGGUUUGGGGCUGGAAGGCUUUAGGGUGGAGGGUGGCACGGUCUCACCGCCGUCCCCCUCUCUGCGCCACUGCGGCCACGGUUGACGUUUCACGUUGUGAUUUUAGUACAAAGCCAUGUUUCAAACCA